This is a messenger RNA of Trichogramma pretiosum, 1120 nucleotides long. RefSeq names its product 60S acidic ribosomal protein P0 (gene RpLP0). Gene Ontology annotation, molecular function: structural constituent of ribosome; large ribosomal subunit rRNA binding. Gene Ontology annotation, cellular component: cytosolic large ribosomal subunit. The record is from RefSeq and is a predicted model, not a curated record. Lineage: Eukaryota; Metazoa; Arthropoda; Insecta; Hymenoptera; Trichogrammatidae. The transcript is spliced from 4 exons. Gene Ontology annotation, biological process: ribosomal large subunit assembly; cytoplasmic translation; ribosome biogenesis. The coding region runs from base 81 to 1022 and encodes 313 amino acids.
CCGGCGUUCUUUCAUUGCGUCUCGUAUCGUAGGCUAGUCCUUAAAUUUACAUCCCCCCAUUUGCUUAAACAUUGUUAAAGAUGGGUAGGGAGGACAAAGCUACCUGGAAAGCAGGAUACUUCAGCAAGUUAAUCCAACUUUUGGAUGACUAUCCAAAAUGCUUCAUUGUUGGAGCCGACAAUGUUGGUUCAAAGCAGAUGCAGCAGAUUCGUAUGUCUCUGCGAGGUACUGCCGUUGUUCUCAUGGGUAAGAACACCAUGAUGAGAAAGGCCAUCCGUGGACAUCUUGAGCGUAAUCCAGCUCUUGAGAAACUCUUGCCUCACAUCAAGGGUAACGUAGGGUUCGUCUUUACUCGUGGAGACCUUGUCGAAGUUAGAGACAAACUUCUCGAGAACAAAGUCAGAGCCCCAGCUAGGGCUGGAGCUAUUGCUCCAUUGAGCGUCAUCAUCCCUGCUCAGAACACUGGAUUGGGUCCAGAAAAGACCUCCUUCUUCCAAGCUUUGAGCAUCCCAACCAAGAUUUCCAAGGGUACUAUUGAAAUCAUCAAUGAUGUGCACAUCUUGAAACCCGGUGACAAAGUUGGAGCUUCUGAAGCUACACUUUUGAACAUGUUGAACAUCUCUCCAUUCUCAUAUGGUUUGAUCGUUGAACAAGUGUACGACUCAGGAACCAUCUUCGCUCCUGAAAUCUUGGACAUCAAGCCAGAAGAUCUUCGCGAGAAGUUCAUGGCUGGAGUUGCCAACUUGGCCUCCGUUUGCUUGUCCAUUGGCUAUCCCACCAUUGCCAGUGCUCCUCACAGCAUUGCUAACGGAUUCAAGAAUCUGUUGGCUGUUGCUGCUGUUACUGAUGUCGAGUUUGCUGAAGCAGCUACCAUCAAAGAGUACAUCAAGGACCCAAGCAAAUUCGCUGCUGUCGCCGCUGCUCCAGCUGCUGCAGCUGCUCCAGUUGAGGAAAAGAAAGAAGAGAAGAAGGAAGAGUCUGAAUCUGAAGACGAAGACAUGGGCUUCGGUCUUUUCGAUUAGACACUGCAUUGCCUUGCAUUGAAUAAAUAUAAUUUGCAAUUGCAUUAUUGCUUGAAAUCAACUACCAAUAAAGCUUAAUGCUUUGAUAAAAAAUUAAA